AUGUUUGCUACGAGAAAGAAGUUCUUCAUAUUCGUUGCUAUUGUAUUGUUUCUAUUCUCCUACUAUCUAUUCUUGAGCUAUAGUCUAGAGAGAGCACAACAUAAAGAUGAACAACUACAAAAUGAACGUCAUAAACAGCCACAAUACAAAGGAGUUGAUGAUGAUACUAUAGAUACAAAGGAUAAUGAUGAUGAUGAUGAUGAUACAAAGAACAACAAUAACAACAAUAAUAACAAUAAUAAUAAUAAUGAUUUACAUGAUAAACGAGAUAAUAAUGACAACCAACCACCACCAACAAAGAAGGUAGACAUCCCUAUUGUAGUACAAAAUGAUGACGAGGACAAGGAUGUACAUAUCAAAGUUAAUGAUGAUGAUGAUAAAGAUAAAGUGGACAUCGAUCAAGUUUGUAGAGAGGGUAACUCUGCUCUGCCAAGGACUGUAUACUUUAUCAAUGACAUGGAUGACACUCAUGAGUUUGACAACACUGUUGGACUGCUGCAAGCAUUGCUCGCAGCCAAGCUUGCCUAUCCAAUUGACUCUGCAGUAUCAUAUCACGCUGGCAUGGGCAAUGGUACAUUGAAGGAUCACAUGGAGACAACGGCACUUCGAUACCGUGCCAACAGUAAACACUUCUCAAAGACUCUGUUGGAUUCUGUACGUAUGGCCACAUGUACUGUACUGAUUGUUGGGGAUCUAAACGAUCACAAGUCAUUCAACGAUGGGCUCAAUUCUGCGCUCAAAUCAAUCGAUAGCUUCCAUUCAAAGGACAUCGAUGUCAGGUCGAUCAAAGCUGAGAAUGUCCCAGCCAAAGGAAGUGAUGCUCUGUUUGUUUAUCGAGAGUUAUCAGUGGCUCCUGCAGUG
Molecule: messenger RNA, 861 nt
Organism: Acytostelium subglobosum LB1
Lineage: Eukaryota; Evosea; Eumycetozoa; Acytosteliales; Acytosteliaceae
Exons: 1
Source: RefSeq, a predicted model, not a curated record